AUGUCCACCACUGCAUCCCACUACUCUCAACACGCUCUCGCCAGCCUUCGUCGUAGGCCAUACACUCCACCUCUCCCACCAUCGCCUCUUGCGCGACCACGAUCAAUCGGCUCUGUCGUUUGUCUCUCCCCUCCAGCCCAGUUCAGCAUGAUCGACUUUCUGCGCUCCCAGACCCCACAGUCGCCGGUCAAGAUGCGCGCCCAACCCAUCAGCGUCGUUGACGCCCUCCGCCAAACCAAUACCUACACUUAUACCGCACUCCCAACUCCUCCCUUUGAACCCCCAAUGUCGCCCAAGUCGUACCCUUCCCCAACCGCAGCGAUGCACUCACCACGCGCCCCCGAAACUCCCUCGCCAUCACCCAAGAAGACCAAGUCUCGUUCCGCCAAGCGCGACACGCUCGCAACCUUCUUCCGUUGGACAGAGCCAACCCCCGAACUCCGCCCCCUCCUUCUAACCCCAAUGGCGCGUGCGGCCGAACCCAACCCCUCCCGCGCACGGGUCAAGGACGACGACGCGACCCGCCUUGCAGCGGCCCAGAGCCGCGUCGUCCCAAUCGGCGGAGCGAGGGCAGCGCGCCUCCGUUCCCAGCGGCGGUGGGGGGAACAGCUCGGGCGGGGGCGCCCAGCCCUCAGUCUCGACAUUGACAGUGAGCUCAGCUACGAGCGCGAGCGCGUCAUGACCCCCGUUGAGAGCGUGUUCGUCGCCCGUGAGCGCGAGCGCGACUCGUGGCUCAAGAGGUAG
Cutaneotrichosporon cavernicola is the source of this 744-nucleotide messenger RNA. RefSeq lists its product as uncharacterized. The record is from RefSeq and is a predicted model, not a curated record. The transcript has a single exon. The coding region runs from base 1 to 744 and encodes 247 amino acids. NCBI's taxonomy places the organism in Eukaryota, Fungi, Basidiomycota, Tremellomycetes, Trichosporonales, Trichosporonaceae.